This is a messenger RNA of Prunus avium (sweet cherry), 2238 nucleotides long. RefSeq names its product putative serine/threonine-protein kinase PBL28. Gene Ontology annotation, biological process: protein phosphorylation. Lineage: Eukaryota; Viridiplantae; Streptophyta; Magnoliopsida; Rosales; Rosaceae. Gene Ontology annotation, molecular function: ATP binding; protein kinase activity. The record is from RefSeq and is a predicted model, not a curated record.
GAUUUGGAUUUUUCAUUCUAGAUUUUCUGAACAAUGGAAGUACAAAACUUGUGAGAAAAGUGGCUUUUUUUAAGGGAAAAAAAAACACCUGUAGGAAAAGUAGAGGACUUGGGGUAAACAAUGCAAGAAGUCGUUCUGGGUUUUGGAACUUCAACAGUUUGAACUUAUUCAUGCGGAUGUUCUGGCAUUCAUUUUUCUAGAAUUUCAGGCUUUUUGAGAUUCCCAGGGAAUCUCUUGGGAUAUGGAUUUUGAUUUUUGUUGCCAACCAAGUGUGAAUGAAUUUUUGGGAUUUUAGCCGUUGAACAAGACCAGCAAUAGUCCCAUCAGUUUCAAUAAAGACAGCCUGUUAUGUCGCUUGUUAAGGGUUUUCUUUCUUUUGUUUUUAUUUCUUCUCUUUUUCCCUUUUCUGAUUCAAGUCUCAAGAAUCUCAAGUGUCUGGUUAGCUUUUGUUGUACAGUUGUAGUUAGCCAGCACACUGAUCCUACGUUUGAAUCACCAAAAAGUUCAAAAAAACAACUUGGCAUUCAUGUGCUUUAUAAGCUUUCAUUAAAAAAAAACAUAAAUUUCGAUGCCUCUUCCGAUUGUUCCUUCUUCCUUUUGCUUGUUUGUUAUUUGAAAAGCAGGUCUAAUGCGAUACGGGUUUUGGAGGGUUUCAAUGGGUUGAUGCUUAUUGACAAUGCGCUUGUUCUGGUGGCAACAGCUGCCUCUGCUUUUACUGAUCCAACUUUUGGAACCCGGCAGAACAGGCUACAAAAUAUAUGCUGAAGCUCUACAAACUUUCAAGAGCAGAGUUGGAGGUCCUCAACUAUUCAAUGGUCAAAUCCGAAGAUAUCCAUGUCUAAGACAAUGGAAAAUUGUCAACUGCCAUAAGGACCGCAGGUUUUCUGGUAUCCAUUCAGUUCCUCGGCGGGCUAACACAGUCAAUUUGUCCCCAUUUUCUCCAAGACUUGUUGUUGCACACUCUUCAAUUCAAUUACAAAAAGAGCUCCAUAAACCAAGAAACAGGAGGAUAGCAGCCAUAGUUGAUGGGGAUAAUGGUGCUCCAACACUCACACCUGUGCAAGAAGCACGUGGUAACAAUCUAAGAAAACAGAAAGUUGCAGCACUUAUUGGUGGAGUUGCUGCAGCUCUGCUUGUGGUUAUCAUAGUGGUGAUUGUUUACAUCUGUUUGAUGCGUGUGAAAAGAUUCAUUAGACGAACAUCUGAAACAGAGUCAUCCGUACCAUCACCUCCUGUUGAAUGGGAAAGAAGGAAUAUGUCUCCCUACGCCGUUGCUCUCUCUGUGUAUAAUACACAGAACUUGAGACAACUCACCAUAUUGGAACUGGAACAAGCGACAUGCAAUUUCAAUGAAAUUAAUAUCAUAGGCCAAUGUAGAUUUGGUUUGGUCUACAAGGGAUUGCUGCAAGAUGGAUCUAUUGUAGCUAUCAAGAGACGUCUACAUGCCCCAACUCAGUACUUCUUUCAUGAGGUGAAGCGCAUAGCUCAUGUCAACCACGUGCAUAUUCUCAGGCUUAUUGGUUAUUGUCAAGAUGCUAGUCAACAGUUACUUGUCUAUGAAUAUUUUCCCAAUGGGAAUGUUGGAAAUCAUCUUUAUGAUGCCGAAGGUUUACCUAUUGGAAAGUUGGGCAUAAGACAAAGGUUAUCGAUUGCUUUGGGAGCAGCUAAAGGACUUGCGCAUCUUCACAAUUUGGUGCCUCCUCUCCUGCACAUGUAUUUCAGGACAAGCAAUGUUCUACUGGAUGAAAACUUUACUGCCAAGGUGUCUGAUUAUGGACUAACCAAAUUGCUAGUUAAGGGUCAUCAUGCCGGAUCAUCUUCCACCAUAGAUUACUUUCUUGACCCGGAGUUAGACUUAUCAAAGAAAUUUUCAGAGAAAAGUGAUGUGUACAGUUUUGGGGUCUUCUUACUGGAAUUGAUCAGUGGACGUGAGGCGAAUGGAAGAAUCCAGUUAAGCUCAGGGGAUAAUUUAAUACUGCAGGCGAAGGGUUGCAAUGAUUUGGGCAGAUUUGUUGAUAGAACAUUAGGUGACAACUCAAUGCAAGCUGCAAAGCAAAUGAUGGAGUUGGCAUUGAUGUGCAUAGAUGCUAGUCAGCAAAGGCUGCAAAUGCAGAUUGUCGUUGAAGAGCUAGAAAGAAUUCAUCGAGCGAGCGAAAUUAGCCACUUUCAUGUAGAAGUUGAUGAGGCGAUAGGUGCUGUGACUCUUGGGAGUGAGCUUUUCAAAUGAACCUCCCUGUA